AUGAAAAUUUUGCCUCCAGACAACGUUCGAGCUGAAACCGACGGCGAAGUUGAAGUUGCCCAGAGCAGUCUUGAUGAUUGUCAGAUCUGCACUGUUGAACGUGAUUAUGAAAGCAGCCUACAGGUACUCGACACCAAGUUAGAUCGAGUAAUAUACAGAAAAGUGGCAGGUCUGCACAAACUACAAAUCAAACCUGUUACACUGAUAGAACUUAAAUGGGAAGAGACUCAAAGUAAGACAGUCCCGAAACACGUCAACCACAGCUCCGACGGGCAAACUCAGGGACCGACAGCAGACGCCCUCAAAGGAAACGAAACUCGGCAGAAGAAAGAAAAAGAAAAAGAAAGUACUGGAAAUUGCCCGCUGUUUGUCAGCACUGGCCUAAAUGGUCGCCUUGGCAACCAGAUGUUUGAGUACGCCGCCACUGUGGGCGUGGCCCGUUCUCAAGGACGUAUCCCAGCUCUGUUGACCAGGACCAGCGACAUGCAGAACGCUUUCCAAAUAACACACGCGAGGACCUUCAACACUUCCCACGGCUGUGACCGCUGGCAGGUAGUUUCCGGUGUACACUUUGGCAUCUUUGAAAUCAGGCUUACCAAGUUACCGGAGAAGAACAUCACAAUGUCUGGCUUUCGUCAGUCCUGGAAAUAUUUCGAAUCAGCGCAAGAUGAAUUGAGGAAAGAAUUCAGAUUCAAAGACAAUAUUUCAGCAGACGCCAAAAAUCUGGAGGCAGAAAUUCGACGGAAAUUUCCCAACAGAACUCUGGUUGGCGUGCAUGCGAGGAGAGGGGAUUUCAUGACGCACCGAAAAUUGGGCUACUAUACCCCGGCACCUUCUUACUACUACAAAGCGUUUGACAGAAUGAUCAAAGAAGUUGCACCAAAGACGUCUCCGCUGUUGUUUGUGGUGUCCAGUGACGAUCUCAAAUGGUGCGCGGCCAAUAUCAAGAGGCCUGACGUGCAUGUUUUGAGCUCGGCUUCGCCCCAGCUUCAUUUGGCGUUCCUGGCGCGAACAAGCCACGCCGUUAUCUCAGCUGGUACCUACAGCUGGUGGGCCGGCUGGCUGACCGGAGGAAAGGUCAUCUAUUUCUCUGGGUAUCCCGGGAAUGGCACAUUCCUCAUGAACGAUUUCAAGGCGGCGGAUUAUUACCCACCACAUUGGAUAGGAAUUGGUGACUGAUUUGUACCAAAAGUAGUACAUAACAAGAUGGUCCACUCAGCCAAAAAAGUGUCCGCCGGAAAU
This is a messenger RNA of Aplysia californica (California sea hare), 1242 nucleotides long. Its product is annotated as galactoside alpha-(1,2)-fucosyltransferase 2. Lineage: Eukaryota; Metazoa; Mollusca; Gastropoda; Aplysiida; Aplysiidae. Gene Ontology annotation, biological process: carbohydrate metabolic process. Gene Ontology annotation, molecular function: galactoside 2-alpha-L-fucosyltransferase activity. The record is from RefSeq and is a predicted model, not a curated record. Bases 1 to 1179 code for a protein of 392 amino acids. The transcript is spliced from 4 exons. Gene Ontology annotation, cellular component: membrane.